AUGAUCUUCACCGCCCUAGAGUCACCAGCCGGAAGACUCGCCCCGCAGAGAGAAGCAGUGCUUGGUCUCCAGAGCUGACCGCAUGCAGGGCGUUUCAGGCCUUCUGCUCCCUAUCCUCGUGGCAGGGGUGUGGCUGGCGCCCAGCUUGGCCCUCAGCCCCCAUGGGCCAGAGGACCAGGCGGGGCUGGAGGCUCCUCGGAACCAGACAUGGGGGGAUGUGCCAGCCCCCCUCGGAGGCCCUGAGGACGGCGAGGAAGCCUGGCUGAGGGCCAGCCAGCAGCGACUCUCCAAAGCCGCCACAGACCUUGGGUUCGGCCUGUUGCGGAAGCUUUCCCUGAGGCACGACGGCAACGUCAUCUUCUCCCCUUUCGGGGUGGCCAUGGCUCUGGCCGGCUUGAUGCUGGGGGCCCAAGGGGAGACCAGAGCCCAGGUGGAGCGAGGACUCCGCCUGCAGGCCCUGAGCCCGAUGGGGUCCCUCACCCUGCCCACCCUCUUUAAGAGGCUCCAGGAAACCCUGUCCAGCAACCAGGAGCUGGGCCUCACCCAAGGGAGCUUGGCCUUCAUUCACAAGGAUUUCGAGGUCAAAGAGGCCUUCCUCAACCUAUCCAAGGCGUACUUCAACACAGAGUGUGUGCCUACGGAUUUCCGAAAUGCGUCCCAGGCCAGGGGACUGAUGAACCGCCACGUCAACAAACAGACGCAGGGGAAAAUCCCCAAGCUCUUUGACCAGAUUAAUCCCGAAACAAAAUUAAUUCUUGUGGAUUACAUCUUAUUCCAAGGGAAGUGGCUGGCCCCGUUCGAUCCUGCCUUCACUGACAAUGACGCUUUCCACCUGGACAAGUACAAGGCUAUUAAGGUGCCCAUGAUGUACCAAGCGGGCGAGUUUGCCUCCACCUUUGAUAAGAAUUUUCGCUGUCACGUUCUCAAGCUGCCCUACCGAGGAAACGCCACCAUGCUGGUCAUCCUCAUGGAGAAAACAGGGGACCACCUGGCACUGGAGGACUACCUAAGCUCAGACCUGGUAGAGACAUGGCUCCAGGACAUGAGAACCAGGAAAAUGGAGGUUUUCUUUCCCAAGUUCAAGCUGGACCAGAAGUAUGAGAUGCAUGAGCUGCUUAAGCAGAUGGGAGUCAGAAGAAUCUUCUCGUCCUCAGCUGACCUCGGCGAACUCUCGGCGACAGCCAGAAAUCUUCAAGUGUCCAAGGUCUUACAGCAAUCUGUGAUUGAGGUGGAUGAGAACGGCACAGAGGCAGUGGUAGGAACACUGUCAGAAAUCAUGGCAUACUCCAUGCCUCCCAUCAUCAAGGUGGACCGGCCGUUUCAUUUCAUGAUCUAUGAGGAGACCUCUAGGAUGCUCCUGUUUCUGGGCAGGGUGGUGAACCCGACUCUCCUGUAGCUUAGAUCUGCUUGAGUGCUCAGUGUGGCGGGAGGGGCUGACCCCCGCAAGGCAGGUGUUGGCACUGGGUUGUGAAGGGAGAACUCCCAGCCUGUGUCCAUUUGGGCUAGCAUUACAUUGGUAAGUAUUUUUAGAUAUGGGUACAGUCUGUCCAGCAACUUAGGCUUGUUCCUAGGAGCCUUUGCUCACUGAAGCCUAGCUGGGGGGAACCUCUGCCUUUCUCUGCUGCACACACACUUGGACUACAAGAACUGCCAGCCAGAAUAUUUCAGGAUAAAGCCUUU
Perognathus longimembris pacificus (Pacific pocket mouse) is the source of this 1680-nucleotide messenger RNA. It is a transcript of the gene Serpina10, whose product is annotated as serpin family A member 10. The record is from RefSeq and is a predicted model, not a curated record. Gene Ontology annotation, biological process: blood coagulation; negative regulation of endopeptidase activity. Gene Ontology annotation, molecular function: serine-type endopeptidase inhibitor activity. NCBI's taxonomy places the organism in Eukaryota, Metazoa, Chordata, Mammalia, Rodentia, Heteromyidae. The transcript is spliced from 5 exons. The coding region runs from base 83 to 1396 and encodes 437 amino acids.